Molecule: messenger RNA, 478 nt
Organism: Chionomys nivalis (European snow vole)
Lineage: Eukaryota; Metazoa; Chordata; Mammalia; Rodentia; Cricetidae
Gene: Rpl35
Product: ribosomal protein L35
Exons: 4
Coding region: 84-455 (123 amino acids)
Biological process (GO): maturation of LSU-rRNA from tricistronic rRNA transcript (SSU-rRNA, 5.8S rRNA, LSU-rRNA); translation
Cellular component (GO): ribosome; cytosolic large ribosomal subunit
Molecular function (GO): structural constituent of ribosome; mRNA binding
Source: RefSeq, a predicted model, not a curated record
CACCCGGCAGUAGUUACGGAAGUCAGCCCCACUUCUUCCUCUUUCUCUCGGACCAGGCGGCCUCAGCGGUGAGCAACGCAGCCAUGGCCAAGAUUAAGGCUCGGGACCUGCGCGGCAAGAAGAAGGAGGAGCUGCUAAAACAACUGGACGAUUUGAAGGUGGAGCUAUCCCAGCUUCGCGUCGCCAAGGUGACAGGCGGCGCCGCGUCCAAGCUCUCCAAGAUACGAGUUGUCCGCAAAUCCAUCGCCCGUGUUCUCACCGUCAUUAACCAGACUCAGAAGGAAAACCUCAGGAAAUUCUACAAGGGCAAGAAGUACAAGCCUCUGGACCUGCGACCCAAGAAAACUAGAGCCAUGCGCCGUCGGCUCAGCAAGCACGAGGAGAAGCUGAAGACAAAGAAGCAGCAGCGGAAGGAGAGGCUGUACCCGCUACGCAAGUAUGCGGUCAAGGCCUAAUGGAAGGGCAAUAAAGUGCAAGA